Messenger RNA from Dryobates pubescens (Downy woodpecker), 558 nucleotides. RefSeq names its product vitelline membrane outer layer protein 1. The transcript is spliced from 3 exons. Lineage: Eukaryota; Metazoa; Chordata; Aves; Piciformes; Picidae. The coding region runs from base 1 to 558 and encodes 185 amino acids. The record is from RefSeq and is a predicted model, not a curated record.
AUGAAGCUUCUCAUCCUGAUCAUCUUCCUGAGCAUCUUCUGCACAGGGGCCCGUGAAUACACCUCUGUCCUCACUGUGCCCAAUGGAGGCCACUGGGGCAGGUGGGGGAGCCAGCAAUUUUGCCACUAUGGCUAUGCCAAAGGAUUUUCACUGAAGGUGGAGCCCUCCCAGUUUGGAGGAGAUGACACAGCUUUGAAUGGCAUACGCCUGCAUUGUGAAGAUGACUCAGUGGUGGAGUCCUUGGUGGGGAAGUGGGGUACCUGGACCACCUUCCAAGUUUGCCCUGCAGGCUAUUUGAUCUCCUUCUCAUUGAGAACAGAGAAGUCCCAAGGAGGAGGUGAUGACACAGCAGCCAACAACAUCCAGUUCACAUGCUCAGAUGAAAGUGUGCUAGUAGGUGAUGGACUGUCUUGGGGUAGAUUUGGCCCAUGGAGCAAAAGCUGCAACAUAUGCGGCCUUCAGACCAAGGUAGAGCCCCCACAGGGGCUUCAGGAUGACACAGCGCUCAAUAAUGUGAAGUUCUUCUGCUGUAAAAGAGCGCUUGCUCCAUCUUCAUGA